Molecule: messenger RNA, 891 nt
Organism: Uncinocarpus reesii 1704
Lineage: Eukaryota; Fungi; Ascomycota; Eurotiomycetes; Onygenales; Onygenaceae
Exons: 1
Coding region: 1-891 (296 amino acids)
Source: RefSeq, a predicted model, not a curated record
AUGACUGUCUCUGCUGAAUCCAAGCCGCAAAUCCCCCGAGUCUCUGUUGACAGUGAUCUGACCCAGGUAAAGGAUAUUCUUGAAGAGCAUGGAACCGUGAUUGUGGAGAGUUUGGUGCCCCGCGAUGUCGUUGACCGGCUGAAUAAAGAUUUGGACCCUUUGGUUGAGGCCCAUCCUGGGGGUCUCGAGAGCGAGGCGUUCCCCAAAGCCCGGCUGCCUGUCUCCACGAAAUGGCUCCAAUUCCUCACUGCAACUUGCAAAACAUUUCGAGAGGACAUCCUCAAUAACUCGGCUAUACAUACUAUAUGCGAGGACGUCUUCGAGCCCCUGGGUGAUUAUUGGUUGAUAUCAGGAACCGCGAUGGAUAUGGCUCCCGGUUGUGCGGGCCAGCCACUGCACCGAGACGACGUUUCGCACCCGAUCAUCCGGCACCUGGGACCUGAGGCCCCAAUUACAGUGGUUGCGUUUUUGAUCGCCUUGACUCCCUUCACCGCGGAGAACGGUUCCACCAGGGUCAUCCUGGGCAGCCAUAAAUGGCCCACGCUCGGUCGGCCCAACGAAGACGAUACGGUCAGGGCGGUAAUGAAUCCAGGAGAUGCAAUCCUUAUUACCGGGCGGAUUGUCCAUGGGGGAAGUCGAGACACUACAGGAACCCCUCGACGACUCCUCAGCUUGGGAAUGGGCAUCUCUCAAUUGACUCCAUACGAGGCGCAUUCGGCGCUGCCCCGCAAAGUCAUUGAGAGUAUGACCCCGGUAGCUCAGCGAAUGGUGGGCUGGAGGAGCCUGCGUCCGGCAUUCCCGAACGUGAUCGGGCUUCAGACAGUGCGGAUGGAGCCCAUGGAGGACUACUUGGAGUUGAAGUCGGAGCAGCCGCUUGAAGAGGGGGCAUAA